Salvia hispanica is the source of this 2109-nucleotide messenger RNA. The record is from RefSeq and is a predicted model, not a curated record. NCBI's taxonomy places the organism in Eukaryota, Viridiplantae, Streptophyta, Magnoliopsida, Lamiales, Lamiaceae.
UUUGUUUAUCACAUUAACAUUUUCUCGCUGUGACAAAUUCUAAAAUAAUAAUUUAAAAACACUAAACUGCGUGUAAUAGUCUGUGAGCAUGACUUUUCAAAGAUUGGUGGCGUUGGUCUUCCUGUCUUUGAUCCAAACAGAUCCCUUCGCCUUGGGCUACUCCACCUGCGGCACCACUGGCAACUACACCAGCGACACCGCAUACCGCGCUAACAUCAACGCCACUCUCUCUUCUCUCUAUACAAACAUCGACAUCAAUGGCUUCUACAACGCCUCAGCCGGGCAGGGACCCGACCGAGUCAACGGCCUCGCGCUGUGCAGAGCCGACGUUCAACUCGACACGUGCCGCCAUUGCGUGCAAAGAGGGCGCGCCGAACUCGGGGAUGAGUGCCCGGUUCAGAAGGAGGCCAUCUUCAGGGAUGAAUUCUGCACCUUGCGGUACUCGAACGAAACCAUCUACGGGACCCGGGUGACCUACCCGGGAUACUACUACAGUAAUCAACCAAACGCAACGAGCCCGGAGGUGUUUAAUAAGGUUCUGAGGGCGUUUCUCGAUGAUCUUCGGAUACGAGCUGCUGCCGGCUCAUCUACCAGGAAAGUGGCGGGUGGGAAUGUGACCGGACCCGAUUUUCAAAUGAUUUUCGGGUUAGUUCAGUGCUUCCCGGAUUUGUCAUCGGAGGAGUGUAAUAUCUGUUUGAUUCGUGCCAUUUUUGAUAUACCGCAAUGUUGUAGCGAAAAAAUAGGGGGUAGAGUCUUCCUGCCAAGCUGCAAUCUUCUUUUCGAGAUUUAUCAGUUUUACAAUGAGACUAGGAUGAAGGAACUAGAGUUUGUUCCCUUGUCUCCGCAUUCAUCGCCGACAGGAAAGAAAAACGGUAGCAUGACUCAAACUAUUGUCAUAAUUGUGGUUGUAACUGUUGUGCUCUUGAUAGUAGUUGUAUCAGCUAUCAUAUUUUUAAAAAAGAGAGAGAAACAUAAACCAAUGCAAAUUGCUCAAUAUGUUGACGACAUCAGCACAGCCGAGUGUCUGCAGUAUCCUUUCAGCACAAUCAAAGAUGCAACAAAUGAUUUCUCUAAUCAUAAUAAGUUGGGCCAAGGUGGAUUUGGGAGUGUUUACAAGGGGAAACUUCCAAAUGGUCAAGAAAUUGCCGUGAAAAGAUUAUCUAGGAAUUCCAGGCAGGGCAAUAUGGAAUUCAAGAAUGAGGUUCUCUUACUUGCUAAGCUUCAACACAAGAAUCUGGUUAGGCUAUUAGGUUUCUCCUUAGAAGGAAUGGAGAAGCUGCUAAUAUAUGAAUUUGUUCAAAAUGCAAGCUUGGAUAACUUCAUAUUUGACCCAGUCUGGCAUUCAUAUAUGGAUUGGGAUAGACGCAACAAGAUCAUAGGAGGAAUUGCGAGGGGAAUCCUCUACUUGCACGAAGAUUCUCGUCACAAGAUCAUUCACCGUGAUUUAAAAGCCAGUAACAUACUUCUAGACAGCGAGAUGAGUCCCAAGAUUGCUGAUUUUGGUAUGGCAAGAUUGUUCAGACAAGAUGAAACGCACGGAAAUACAAGCAAAGUUGUGGGAACAUACGGUUAUAUGCCACCAGAGUAUCUAAUACACGGACAGUUCUCAAUCAAGUCCGACGUCUACAGCUUUGGUGUAUUAGUCCUUGAAAUCAUCACCGGACGCAGAAAUAAUGGUUUUCGAAGCGAGGGUGAUAACGUAGGAGACCUCAUGAGCUUCGCAUGGAAAAGUUGGCAAGAAGGAAGAGUUGAGAAAGUGGUGGAUCCAAUUUUGAGAGGUUCGGGUUCAGGUUUGACAAAUGAGAUGCUGAGAUGCAUUCAUAUUGGUUUGCUGUGUGUUCAAGAAAAUGCAGCGGAUCGGCCAACCAUGGCUUCUGUGGUACUUAUGCUGAGUAGCUUCUCCAUGACCCUGAAUAUACCUUCAGCGCCUGCAUUUUAUUCAACCGCGCUGAUUCCUCCGUAAAAAAAAAAUUCUAUACUACAAUUUUCUUCUCUAUUUAAAUUCUUUUUUUGCGCUAUUUAAUAUUUUAGGUUACAUAUAUAUUUGUUUUAAUAUACUAUUAUGAAAUACUAGGAUGCACAAAUUAACCUAUCCAAAUUUUACAAUCA